AUGGCAGUGUCUCUAUACACUGGUUACUUGCUGUACCCGGGAUACAGUGAAUAUGCCAUACUAAAAUACAUAACGGAGACUCAAGGAGAACUCCCAGAGCAAAUGUUAAACUAUGGGCAAAAGACUGCAAAGUAUUUCUGCAGGGAGUUCAAUUCCGACAACAUCUACCACUGGAAACUCAAGACAACUGAACAAUAUUUCCAGGAGUUUGGGAUUGAGUUUGUUGACAAAAGAGUUAAAAAAUUGAAGUCGCUGGAUGAACUCUUAUAUACCGAGAUCAUUGAAGAUGAGGAUUAUGCAGAUGCAACUGCAAAAAGGUGUGAUAUCCUGAUGUUUGUAGAAAUGGACUUUGAGGCAGUGUGGGACAGCUCCCUGCACAACUCCCUCCUGCUCAACCGCAUCACUCCCUAUGGAGAGAAGAUCUACAUGACCUUAUCUGCGUAUCUGGAGCUGGACCAUUGCAUCCAGCCUGCCAUUAUCACCAAAGACCUCUGCACGGUCUUUUACUCCCGAGACGCCAAGAUUUCCCCACCCCGUUCUCUCAAGAACCUCUUUGGGACUGGAUACUCCAAAACUCCUGACUGCAACCGAGUGACUGGGAUCUACGAGCUGAGCUUGUGUAAGACGUCUGACACUGGAAGCCCAGGUGUGUGGGUGCAGUCAUGGCAGGCACUUUCAGCUCUGGUGAGUGUGGCCUUGCCAGCUACCGGUCACACCCAGGAAUCUCCACACACACCUGGCGCCGAUCUAGCUUCAUCAGAGGAGCUUCAAAACAGUGUGGCUGAGAGCUCCUCAACGCUGGAUCGAGGAAUUGUGGAGACCAGGAAGCAGCACACGGACAGUACACAGGGAACGGUGACAGAGCACGGAGCACGGGUUAAAGGAGAAGGCACGGAACAGGAGUCGGGAUCGCACAGGGGAUUUAUUGUUGCUUGGAUUUACACCACUGUAAAUAAACGCACUGCCUUCAUCAUCAAGUCCUGCAUUUUGGGUCCUCAUUCCUCUGACAGCUUCUGA
This is a messenger RNA of Pundamilia nyererei, 1017 nucleotides long. The record is from RefSeq and is a predicted model, not a curated record. Lineage: Eukaryota; Metazoa; Chordata; Actinopteri; Cichliformes; Cichlidae.